AUGGGCGUGAACGCGUUGAGAGCGGACGAAGACGCGCUCAGGACGACGUUGGAGUUUUUGCGCAGACACAACCUGACUGCGUGCGAAAAAGCGCUCGCGCGCGAGAUGGCACGGGAAGACGGCGGCGCGAGCGGCGGAAUGGAUUAUGGUGAUGUCGAAGAGACGACCAGCGAGGAGGCGUCGGAUUCGGAGGAUGAAGAGGAGAGCAAAUGGAGCGCGUCGACGCUUCGACGCUUGCGAAGCGUGGACGUGAGCGGACGCGCGAUGGUGACGAUUGCGGAGGAGAUGGAGGAAAAGCGGGCGAAAGAGGAGAGACGGGCCAGUACGGUGUCGAAUGUCGAGCCGUUCGAUGAGUUGGACGGGACGAGGACGCACGAGGAAGCGCUGGCGAUGUGGCGCGCGCGAGGAGACGCAAAUUGCGAGUACGAAGACGACGACGAUGAGGGAUUCGAAAGGUGCUUUGUACCCAGGCAUGAGGUCUGGAAAUACGUCGUAGACUCAUUCGUCGCGACGGAGGUGAAGCUCGAGGGUGAGCCGGAUGAUGACGGACAUGUGCACUUUAAGUCGGCUGAAGGCGAUGGGAAGACGCCGACGGAAGGCGACGCCAAGACGCCGACCCUCGAUCGCCCGGGGAGCUUCACCUUUGGCGAUGGUCCGAGCGAGAGUGAGAUAGCUGAUGGAAACACCACGCCAUUACCCUCGGGUUGGACGGAUCCCACGCACAGCGCGUACGAUGCUUUCCAUUUGAAGGUGUAUCACAAGGCAAGUAAAACUGGUUUUGAGACUUCAAAGGAAUUCGUCGUUAAGUACGGUGACGUCGUGGCGAACAGGUACAGGAUAGCCGAAGGAAUUGGACGAGCGGCGUUCAGUAAGACGGUGCGCGCGCAGGAUCUCCAGACGAAUAAGGCUGUGUGCUUGAAGAUAAUAAAGAACAACAAGGAUUGUGUGGACCAAGGACUGGACGAGAUCAAGCUAUUGAAGAUGCUCAACGACAAGGAUCCGAAGGACGAGAAAGGCAUUUUGCGCAUGCUUGAUUUUUUCUACUUUAAAGAGCAUCUCUUCAUUGUCAGCGAGCUGUUACGAGCGAAUCUGUACGAGUUUCAAAAGUACGAUUUGGAAACCACUCCCACGCCGUACUUCUCUCUGGCUCGAAUUCAACGCGUCGCGAAGCAAGUGCUCAAGUCUCUUGUCUUUGUGCACGAUUUUAACCUGAUUCAUUGCGAUUUAAAGCCUGAGAACAUUUUGAUGAAGUCCUACGCCGAUUGCACCGUCAAGAUCAUCGACUUUGGCAGUUCGUGUUUCACCACCGAUGUGAUCGGUACUUACGCGCAGUCCCGAGCGUACAGGGCGCCAGAAGUCAUCAUCGGUACUCAAUACUCGCAAAAGGUUGAUGUGUGGUCUCUUGGUUGUAUUCUCGCCGAAAUAUACAGCGGAAGAGUGUUAUUUCGCAAUAAUUCCGUGUCGGGUCUGUUGGCGAGAGUGGUAAGCAUGAGGGGGCCGUUCGAUCCAAAGAUGCUCGCACAAGGAACGCAGAGCCAGAAGUACUUCACCAAGCAAGGAUUUUUAUACGAACUGGACGAGAUGAGCGGUAGCUUGACUAUCCUUCGACCGAAGAGGACGAGUUUACGGAGGAGAAUCGGUAGUGAUGACGAGGAUUUAGUUGACUUUUUGGAACGACUAUUGUGCGUCGAUCCUGAACGGCGCGCGAGCGCCGCUGAGGCGCUCGCGCAUCCUUGGCUCUCAAAGGUGUAUGAACAAUAG
Messenger RNA from Ostreococcus tauri, 1761 nucleotides. Its product is annotated as Serine/threonine-protein kinase, active site. Gene Ontology annotation, cellular component: cytoplasm. The transcript has a single exon. The coding region runs from base 1 to 1761 and encodes 586 amino acids. Gene Ontology annotation, biological process: peptidyl-serine phosphorylation; peptidyl-threonine phosphorylation. NCBI's taxonomy places the organism in Eukaryota, Viridiplantae, Chlorophyta, Mamiellophyceae, Mamiellales, Bathycoccaceae. The record is from RefSeq and is a predicted model, not a curated record. Gene Ontology annotation, molecular function: protein tyrosine kinase activity; ATP binding; protein serine/threonine kinase activity.